This is a messenger RNA of Papilio polytes (common Mormon), 1657 nucleotides long. RefSeq names its product cytochrome P450 4c21-like. Lineage: Eukaryota; Metazoa; Arthropoda; Insecta; Lepidoptera; Papilionidae. The record is from RefSeq and is a predicted model, not a curated record. The transcript is spliced from 10 exons. Gene Ontology annotation, molecular function: iron ion binding; monooxygenase activity; heme binding. The coding region runs from base 1 to 1512 and encodes 503 amino acids.
AUGUUUAUAGCAUUGGUGUUGAUAUCAGUUAUAUUAUGGAUGGUGUACGAGCAGUGCAGGAUGUGGCGCGUGUUGCGACGUAGCGCGCAGCCAGCCAGCCGGCGGCGCGCGCUGCCACUCCUGGGCCAUGCCUACCUGCUGUUCGGCUCCGACGCUGACCGCAUGAGAAGAUUGGACGCAAUGGGCAGAGAAGCGAUCGAGAAGGGAGGUAUCGUCGCCACGUGGUUCGGCCGUACGUUAUACACAAUUACGUCGGAUGCCGUUGUGGCUGAGCUGGCGCUGCGGCAGUGCUUGGCGAAGACGGCGAUGUCGGACAUCCUGCGGCACCUCUGCGGGAACGGCUCCGUCGUUGCGCCCAUUGAAAUUUGGCGGUCGCGGCGCAAGUUGAUAACCCCGAUUUUCUCAACGAAACAUCUUCGCGACUCAUUUGCCACAUUCAGUAGGAAGAGCGCGGAGUUGUCUGAGCGGCUGCGGCCGGCGGCGGGCCGGGGCACACUCUCCAUUGCCAAGUAUCUCUCCACUUACACUCUGGAGUCUGUCUGUGGUGAGAGCAAUGAGAAGGACCGCAGUGAGUUUCUGUGCGCGUUCGAGGAGUUCUGCCGCAUCGCCCUCCUGCGCAUGAGCAAUCCGCUGCUGGCAGUGGAGGCGGUCUUCAAGCUGAAUCCCAACUAUACAUCCUACUACAGAAGUAUUAAGGUCAUGUGGGAUUUUAUCGACGAGAUAAUCAAUUCCAAGAAAGGAUUGAGAAAAAAUAAGAAUGCGAACACAAAUGAGGACAUUAAACAUCCGAAGUCAUUUAUGGAGUUGCUGAUGUGCGCCCCCGGGGCCGGGGGUGCGCCGGGGGGAGGCGGCACCCCCCGGGCCGUGGAGCUGCGCGAGGAGAUGCUGGUGCUGGCGCUGGCGGGCGGCGACACCAGCGCGGUGGCCGCCUCCUUCCUCUGCUGCUUGCUGGCGCACCAUCCACGCGUACAGGACAGACUCUACGAGGAGUUGCUAGAAGUGCUGGGGGAGAGGACAUCUAUUGAAGUAGAAGAUCUGCCAAAGCUGAAGUAUAUGGAGGCCGUUAUUAAUGAGUCAUUGAGGUUGUAUCCACCGGUCCCGAAUAUAAUAAGAAAAGUGCCGAAAGAUAUAACACUACCAUCAGGUGCGACGUUGUUGGCGGACAGCGCGCUGCUGGUGAGCGUGCGCAGCGUGCAGCGCAGCGCGGCGCAGUGGGGGCGCGACGCGGACCUCUUCGACCCCGACCGGUUCCUGCGCGGCGACACACGGCACCCGCACGCAUUCAUUCCAUUUGGUUUGGGACCGAGAAAUUGCGUCGGCUACAGAUACGCCAUUAUGUCCAUAAAGACGGUUGUCGCGGCGCUGCUGAGAGACUACAAGUUCCUGCCGCCGUCCCCGCCCCCGCCUUCGCCCCUAUCCGGGGACACUGACAAACUUUUCUCUCUCAAAUUUGACAUAAUGUUAAGAGAUAUGGGGGGAUUUAAACUCAAACUAGAAUCUAGACGUAUUUAAAUGUUUACGAAAUAUUUAUUCUUCCAAAAAGUAGAUAUUGUGAUGGGAAUCGCUUUUGUUUGGAAAUGUAUACCAUGUCUGUAUUAGAUUAACGAAUUAUUUUUGUUAUUUCCUAUGUAAUUACUUUUGUAUAAAUAAAAAUUAA